Eupeodes corollae is the source of this 4954-nucleotide messenger RNA. RefSeq lists its product as uncharacterized. Gene Ontology annotation, biological process: proteolysis. The transcript has 15 exons. Gene Ontology annotation, molecular function: serine-type endopeptidase activity. Lineage: Eukaryota; Metazoa; Arthropoda; Insecta; Diptera; Syrphidae. The coding region runs from base 689 to 4933 and encodes 1414 amino acids. The record is from RefSeq and is a predicted model, not a curated record.
CACCAAAUGAAAAUUACUAUGAACAGCUGCUCAUUAGAGCUCAGACCUUUGAACUUAAAAACAACUGUCACAUCGCUAUAAAACUGAUAAAAUUUACAUAAAGUUGCAUAAAAUUACUUCUUUAUUUUUGUAUCUUUAAUUGAAACAUUUACAAAAAUUAAACAUUAUCAUGUUAAGUAUGUAAUAAUCAUAGAUAAACAAGUUUGUAGUGAUUCACUCUGUUAACGAAAAUUUCAGUUUUUUUUUUCAAAUCCAAUAAUAACUUAAACUGGGUUCAUCCGAGCUUUUAACCGAGGGAAUCACAGAAAAUAAUCACCAUUAAAAAUACCUUCCAAACAAAUUAAUAAAAUGGUUAAACAAUAUUUCCAAUCCAAUAUUAUGACACUCGGGAUUGUACUUGCCAACUGGUGGAUCUUCAAAUUGUGAGGCUGUUUGUUCUCGUUUUGUUUAAAUUCAUUUAUAACUGAUAAGAAAUUCCCAGAUACAAACGUAUCCACGAAGUGCUUUAGAACAAAAAUAAAUAUAGAUUCGAUCUGAUUAAAUUUUAUUAUCAAUGGGAAUUCCGUGUUAAGUUUAUCAAAAACUUGUAAGCUCAUUGUUUUAUUUUUGUUUGCCAUCAGUAAUUCAAAUAAAAUAGAUUUGCAUAGAUUUUCAAGAAGAACAUAAAAAUAUCUGAAUUAAUAUAACAAUGAUUUUACGAAGUGAAUUAAUAGUUUUUGUGAUAAUUGCAUUGAUUGUUCAAAAAUCCCUAGCUCAACAUCCAAAUGUACCCUGUCCUAAUAUAUUUCAAUAUGCUCGUGCUGGUGAUAAGAAUAUUGGACUGAUAACCAUCAAUAAAGUAAACUAUGGAGAAACUGUGGUGGAAGUUGAAUUGUCCCAAUCUGGAUCAUUAGGCUCGGAUUACGCUGGAAGUAUAAAUUUAAAUUUCGAUAGGGAUAGAAUUUUUGAUUAUAUAAAAUCAGGAAGUGCAAUAACGUAUAAAGUUGAUUUUCCAUCUCAAAAUGUUAUUCCACAAGUGACUAGUAUUUGGUUAAAUGGUGGCCAAAUAUGUGUUGGACCUAAAGUUUCAUCACCUAGUACAACAGUUAAAUUGAAGCACACAUUAACAGCUGAAGGUACAUCGCCUGUUCCAGCGUCGAAUACACCUCAAUUUAGUCCACCAACAUGGAUGCAAAAUAUGCCUUUGACUAUGUCAACAAGUCAUCCCAGACCAAGCUCAAGUUUUGGUUAUCCAUCCUUUUUGAGGCUUAACGUUUCUCAACCGAAGAAUACAGGCUUAACAGAUAUCAGUAAUCCCUUCUUCAGCGGCAACAAUGAACUUUCUAGUAGGCCAACUUUUAGCCAACUAAGAGAUCUACCUUGGGAAACUUCAACAAGAGGUCCAAGGCCAAGACAUCACUUUGAUUAUCCGAGCUAUUUAAGUUCUACUGUUGAUCAACGGAAGAAAAACAACUCCAGAGAUAACAGCAAUCCAUUCUUCAAUGGCCAGAGCGAUUUACAUAAUUUUUUGACAAGGAUGACACCAACGACAACGACAACUACAACAACCCAAAGACCGACUUAUGACCCAAGAUAUAUACCAGCUUUUCUGGGAAUUAGACCUUCUACAACUACAACCACUACCCCUCCCCCUCCACCUACUACAACUACAACCACUACGACAACAACAACAACAACUGAAAGAUCACUUUCAUACUUUGUACCAGAAACAGGACAACGUUCAAGCGUUAUGCAAGAACCAGGAUCAAUGUCUCAAUUUAUGGAAAAACCAUCUGAAUGGCAAUACACAGAAUCGGUUUGUGGCCAAGAGAACUUCAAUUUUAAGGUUAAAAAUCUUGCUGUCAAUGGCAAAGAUGUGCCACGAUCAAGAUUUCCUUGGAUUGUCGCACUAUUUAAGAAAAAUGUUGGAUCGCUUGCAUUCCAAUGUGGUGGCAACCUCAUAUCAACACGGACGGUAAUCAGUGCGGCUCAUUGCUUUUAUUCAGGAUUUGUGGAAAUCGAAGAAGAAAAUAUUUUGGUAUCCAUGGGAAGACAUAACCUCACCGAUUGGUCUGAUUCGUAUAUAAUUCAUAGCGAUGUGGAGAGAAUAAUUCGGCACCCAGACUACAGGCCAGAAAUUAUAAGUAACGAUGCAGAUUUAGCGAUAAUGCAGCUUAAGACAAGUGUGACAUUUUCAUUUGCAAUACGACCGGUUUGUCUGUGGAAAGGCCGUCUAGAUGUUCGGGACAUUGAAGGCAUUUCAGGGAUUGUUGUUGGUUGGGGAAAAGAUGAAAACAAUCACAAUCUCACCUCUGCACCCAGAUUAGUUACAGCUAAUGUGGCUUCUGAGUUGGCUUGUAUAAAAUCUAAUGCUCAAUUAUAUUAUCUAACCUCAAAUCGAACACUCUGCGCGGGUAAUCGUGAUGGAUCGGGGCCGUGUAAUGGAGAUUCUGGAAGUGGCUUAAUGAUACGAAAUAGAAACAAAUGGAUGUUAAGAGGAACUGUUUCGGCUGCACUAAGUACGGCAACUAAUACGUGUAAUCUUGAAGAAUACGUUGUAUACACAGAUAUUGCUCAGUUCCUUGGAUGGAUCUAUUCAAAUAGUGUAUUAUCCGUUGAAUCCUGCUCUGCACUGUGCAUUGUUCCACUGGCCGACACAGUUGAAGCCGAUUCGACAUCUUGUGAUCCUAAGGAGGAAACCUGUUCGAAAGCUGUAUCAGUAUCGGAUCUACCAUCAGCGAAAUUUUGUUCGGAAGCUGUGUCUGUUGAAGAUGUGUUCUGUAACGCAUUCACUUCACAUUCUGUUUCAGCUUUAGCUGAGACAGUCGAGUGGUCGUUUACAAUAUUAAGUCUCGAUAGUGCAUCUGCUACCACAUUUGAUUUUCCAGGCUUAAAGAAAAAAACAAUGGUCAAACGGUGUGUCCUUUUUUUCCUAUUGUUUACAUUAUUUUGUGACAACUCACUAUCUGCAAUUUAUCCGCGUGUUCCCUGUCCGGAUAUAUUUCGAUAUGAGCAAAAUUUUGGUGAUUAUACUGGACUUAUAACUUUGGAGAAUUUGAAGUACGGAGAAACUGAAUUAGAAAUUGAACUUUCACAACCAGGAACAAUAUUUCCGGGCGCUGAAGGCUAUCUUAAUUUAAACAUCGAUGAGAAUGAAAUUACGGACUACAUAAGAUUAGGGAGGCCAAUUACUUACAAAGUGGAUUUCCCUCUUCGAAAUGUUAUACCUCAAGUUAGUUCUAUAAAAUUAAAUGGCGAUACAAUAUGUUACGGUCCGAGAGUUCUUGGUCGAAGUACAACAAUAACUUUGAGACAUACAUUGACAACUUCAGGUCCAUUGAAUAUACUACCUCCAUCGUUUAACGCACGAAGACCUUGGACAAUUCCAUCAAGAUUUGUCAAUCAAUAUCCACGAUCUCCUUGUCCUGAUGUCUUCCAAUAUGUGAGAGUUAAUGGAAAUGAUAUAGGUUUAAUAAGUAUCGAUCGGGUGACUUUUGGAGAAACUGUAAUAAAUAUCGAAUUAUCGCAACCAGGAUCAAUUCGUCCUGAUGCCGAAGGUCACCUCAGUUUAAACCUUGAUGAAGAUAAACUCUUAGACUAUAUAAGAUCAGGAAGACCAAUUAUUUACAGGGUUGAUUUUCCUCUUGAAAAUGUUGUUCCUGAAGUAAGUCACAUAACAGUCAAUGGUAGAACAGUAUGCUUUGGUUCAAGAGUUCCUUCACCAAGCACUCAAAUAUCAUUGAGAAAUUCUCUCUACGUUCCACCGCCAUUACAAGAUUCUCGAAUACAAAACUUUUUACCAGACUCAAGAGGUUUACCUUGGAGAACGAUUAGCAACUAUUCACGACCAUCAUUUGGAAAUUCUAACUUUCUCAGCUCUAGCCCUCGAUUUAAAAAACCGGAUGACGUUUAUUACGAACUUUCAGAACCCUUCUUCAAUGAUAAUCGUAAUAAUGACAUUUCGUUUCAACCCGCCGCCGAUGAAGUUAAACCACAAGUAACAACGAAUACGCCAUUACCGUUAAAAAUAUCUCCACCAACUACUACUAUCACUUCAACCUCUACCACCACUUCAGCACCGCAACGAACUACGACUACGACUACUUCUAUUAAACCAAACACAGAGGGUCCCGCAACAAUGGAAUACAUCAAUUCGGUGUGCGGUCGCGAAAACUUCCAUUUCACUGCUAAUUCGCUUGCAGUUAAUGGUCAAAUGAUACCUAGAGCAAGAUUUCCAUGGAUUGUGGCCAUAUAUAAAAAGAAUCCUCAAACAGUAUCUUUCCAAUGUGGCGGAAGUCUGAUUUCAACUCGGACUGUUAUCAGCGCCGCUCAUUGCUUUUAUUCGAAUUACGGGGUAAUCGAGAAUGAGAACAUCCUGAUAUCCUUAGGCAGGCAUAAUCUCACCGAUUGGACUGAUUCUCAUAUAAUUCAGAGUGAUGUGGAGACAAUUAUUCGACAUCCAGACUAUAGACCGGAACUUAUUAAUAACGAUGCAGAUUUAGCCGUUGUUCUACUAAAAGUUAUUGUAACGUUUUCACCAGCAAUACGACCAGUAUGUUUGUGGCAAGGACCUUUAAAUGUUCGUGACAUUGAUGGAGUAUCGGGAAUUGUUGUUGGUUGGGGCCGAGAUGAAAAUAACGUAAAUGUUACUACAACACCAAGAUUAAUCACAGCGAGUGUAGCUUCGGAGGUUGAAUGUCUAAGAUCAAAUGAUCAACUACGUUAUUUGACAUCAAAUCGAACUCUCUGCGCGGGUAAUCGUAAUGGAUCGGGUCCUUGUAAUGGUGAUUCUGGAAGCGGAUUAAUGAUUAGGAAUCGAAAUAAAUGGAUGAUAAGGGGAACCGUUUCUGCUUCCUUAACAACACCGCUUAAUCAAUGUAAUCUUGAUGAAUAUGUCAUUUAUACUGAUAUAGCGAAAUUUAUUGGAUGGAUUCAAGAAAAUAUGUUGCUUUAAAAUAAAAAAAUAAUACUUAAG